AUGUUGGCAUUCCGUAAAAUUGCAACCGAGUUAACAGUAUCUAAUAACGGACUAAUCUUGAAAGGAACUAAGGUAAUAAUACCUAAUGAAUUAAGAACUCGUGUCAUUAAUCUCGCGCAUGAAGGUCACCAAGGCCAGGUAAAGACAAAAACGCUACUCCGAGAAAAGGUUUGGUUUCCGAAUAUUGACAGUAUGGUAGCAAGCUUGUGUGAUUCUUGUAUUCCGUGCCUUAGCACAUAUGAUGCAAAACCGCCUGAACCGUUGAAAAUGACACAAUUGCCGGAUUCAAAGUGGUCUCACUUAGCGGCUGAUUUUUAUGGCCCAUUGCCAUCCGGGGAACACCUUCUUGUAGUCAUAGAUGAGUACUCCAGAUUUCCGGAGGUCGAAAUAAUUAGGUCACUUGCAGCAAAGACUGUCAUUCCGGCCCUAACUAAGAAUAAGAUUUCUGGCGGAUCAUAUUGGACCAUGUCACGACAUAUAGUUAAGAGAGUGCUCAGUGUUGAACAAGCAGAGGGAAUGGGAGCUAGAGUGCGACGCAGUGUUGGACGACCAGAGCUUCGAAACCUGGAUCCAUUCUUAUUGUUAGAUGAAGGACGAGUCAAAAAGCCAGCUGGCUUCCCAGAUCACCCUCAUCGCGGAUUUGAAACUGUAAUGGCAUUUGUUUUAACCUCUACCCUGUUAUCAUUUGAUUUUAUUUUCAAAGAAUUUUUUAUUUGCCACCAUUCUUCUUUAGUAGGAUUAUUUACAUUUACUUGUUACCUACAGUGGAUGACAGCAGGAAGAGGUAUAGUGCAUUCAGAGAUGCCUGGGUCAGAUGAAGAAAAUCAUGUUUUGCAACUGUGGGUGAACCUUAGCAAAGAAUUCAAGAUGGUUGAACCACAUUAUCAAGAGCUGUUGAGCAAAGACAUUCCAGUCGCCACGAGGGAUGGUGUCACUGUUAAGGUUAUCGCUGGAGAAUCUUUGGGAAAGAAGUCACAAGUUCGCACUCGUACACCUACAACAUAUCUGGAUUUUAAAAUUGCAAAAGGUGGGGAAGUUAGCCAAGCUUUACCAAGAGGCUGGACUGCGUUUGCUUAUGUGCUUACAGGAAAAGCUUGGUUUGGGGAAGGAGAACAGUCACAAGUAGGAGAAGCUCACCACACACUGGUUCUAAGUGAUGGUGAUCACAUCACAAUUAAUAAUAAGGAUGAAACAGACUGCCAUUUUGUACUGAUUGCUGGGCGGCCAAUAGGGGAGCCAAUCAAACAGCAUGGGCCGUUUGUGAUGAACACUAAUGAAGAGAUUCAACAAGCUAUUGAUGACUAUCGCAAUGCACGUAAUGGUUUUGAGAAAGUACUCAACUGGAAGUCAAAAGCAGGAGGCCGUUUUUAAGUUCACAUAUUUGUGUUCACUGUAUUCAAUUUUUGUUUGAGUAGUGCAUAUAAUGCAAAAUUCCUGGGGUAGACGCAUAUGCCUUUAUAUAUAUUUUCUGUUGGCUUGCAAUAUUAGGCUAUGUUCAGACACAACAAUUUACGCUAGCGAAUGUUAAUCGAGUAGUGUGGAUUUGUGUGUGGUGUAAAAGCUGGUGUCAACAUGCAAUAACUGGCGUACGAUAAUCCACCAACAGACCCCAGAUUAGCAUACGCCACUGAGUUAUGACAGUCAUGCAUCAGUGAUUUUGAACUCUGCGAUGAUUUGACCAAUCAAAAAGCCUUAUUUCAGGAAAUAAAAUGCAGAACACAAAUAUCUUAAUGCUUGUGUUGCGUUAUUCACCCAGUCUGGACAUCUCACUAGGUAUGCCAUGGAUUAACGUAUGCUCGGCAUUAAAUGCUGUACAUCUGGCAUUUCUCUUAGGUCUGAACGUAGCCUCAGAUAAAUAUAAUUAUGAAUUCUGUAUAAUAAAUAUUUAAUAUUUUAUUAGUGAUUGAUUGCAAUAUGAUAAAAUUAGUGCAUAAUUAUGAAUUAUGAAUUAUAAAUAUUCAAUAUUUUAUUGGUGAUUGAUUGUGACAUAUGUAUUUGCUUAUCAAUUGUACAAGUAGAUAAUGAAAAGUAUAACCUAUAGAUCUAAUACUUUGUUGAACUAUGAAGCGGUUUGGCGCAGCGAGAACGGUUUGGUUUCCAAACCUCAAGGUUAGGGUUUAAUUCCCUCGCUGUACAUUUUGUGUCCUGGAGCAAGGCAUGCUAUCUGCAUUGCUAUUCUCUACCCAGGAGUAUAAAUGGGUACCUGGUGGGAAUUGCCUGCUCCUGAACUGUUUACCAGCAGCAACAAUGUGGGCCCAAUAACUAAAGAAAAAAAAAGCGCUUUGUAUCUGUAAAGAAAAGGCGCUAUAUAAAUAAUAAAAAUAAUGUAUGGUGUAUGUUAGAUCUACCUCAUUACAGAAGUGCAUUGGAAAAAAUAGAGUGAGAGAAAUCGUUUAUAAAUGUAAAUUUUUGGAGCUAGUAGCAGAAAAUCAAUGAGAUUUAGAUGGGAAAAUAUAUACCAAAAAUAAAUGUGUAGAGAAUAAGAUAUACAUUAAUUUUAAUUUAUUCAGUUAUAAACAUAAUGUUUCCCCAUACAAUGUUUUAAUAGCUUGAGCUUGGUUUCCAUACAAUCGCUACACGGUAUCGCUUUCGGUGAUGCUGAUCGGUCGGUCGAAUCGGGGAGCCUUCCCAAUAACGUCAGGGACUGUUCGCAGUACAACGAUUGCACCGAACACACUAGCCACAGUGUAGCAAUUUUAUCGAAACCAGAUUUUAGAUGAAAAGAAUCAGCAAACAAUAAUUUAUACAAAGUUAAUUUUGGGGAACAAAUAAGGAUGGCCUUAAAAAAACUAGGUUCUAAACACUUUUAGAAUCUUCCAUCAAUUUC
This is a messenger RNA of Anneissia japonica, 2827 nucleotides long. RefSeq names its product pirin-like. The transcript is spliced from 9 exons. Bases 1 to 1371 code for a protein of 456 amino acids. NCBI's taxonomy places the organism in Eukaryota, Metazoa, Echinodermata, Crinoidea, Comatulida, Comatulidae. Gene Ontology annotation, molecular function: quercetin 2,3-dioxygenase activity; nucleic acid binding. Gene Ontology annotation, cellular component: nucleus. Gene Ontology annotation, biological process: monocyte differentiation. The record is from RefSeq and is a predicted model, not a curated record.